Molecule: messenger RNA, 3738 nt
Organism: Thamnophis sirtalis
Lineage: Eukaryota; Metazoa; Chordata; Lepidosauria; Squamata; Natricidae
Source: RefSeq, a predicted model, not a curated record
ACAUUUUAUAUGAAAGAUAAACAAACAGUAUAAUUGCUUACUAUUGUCUAAUGCACCAAAUAGCACUAAAGGUGCAUUUUCUUUCAUAUUAUUCAUCACAUUUAUUCUUCCUCGGGAUUUGGAGUUUAUCAGUAUAGAUGUCGUCCCGUGCUUACUCCAGAAAUGCCAGCUUGCAGUGUUGAAGAAUUAAAUAUAGAGAUCCUCGAUGUAAAAUAAUAGGACUGUGAAGGCAGAUAGUUGUCCAGUGGGGCCCCCUCCCUUGUAAAUUCCUGAAUCAGCUUUCCACAAACUAAUAAUGUUCAGGCACACUGGAAUUUGAACCUUCUAGAAUUCUAGCCAGGUUGGCCAAAGAAUACAAGUUGGGAAGAUUGCUCAUUGUAACCCUGGUAUUGCAAACAUAAACAGUAAUAACUGGCAUGGUGAUAUUUCCAGCUACUGUGGGCAAUCUUCUAUUAUUUUGUCAGGUUGGUUACACCCCAUAACUACCAGCAUAGCAACCAAAAACUCCAAAUGAUACGACAGUUCUUUCCUACAAGGAAAUAUGAGUAGCCAGCACCUUUUGCAUACUGAUAAGUAUAACCCUUUGUAAAUAUCUGGAAAUACUUUUUAAGAUGACAGAUAUAGCAUUUUUCCACUGUCGUAACUGUGAAAUGGGGUUCCGCUCUAGGCGACUGCUAGAGAAGCACAUGGAAAAAUUCUGCAUUGGAAGAGAAAUGGCAAUGAAUAUAAAAUACCGGCACAGGCAAGCACAGCAUAAAGGGAAAGAGCCCAAGAAAACAGAAAUGGCAGACAGCAUGCUUCAUGUGUCGAAGCCAGAAAGAGACAAUUUCAGAUAUGUCAAGGGAAAUGGGGAACACGAGCAACAAGUCCAUAAUGUUAGAAGCUCCGAUGAUAAUGGAAGAGUUUCAGAUAACCAGGCCUUGAAAAAACUGACUGAAGAGUUCCACAAAUUGAGGAUAUCACUUGAAGGCACACAUCCAACAUUUCGGACAUUUCAGAAUGAAAACCAAACACCUCACCAGCAAGAACACUGUCAGCGUCAUAGGCAAAUAGUAGGUGCACAUGAGCGCCAGUUGGCUGAAAUCCAAGCUAGCAACCAACACCUGGAACAGCAAAAAGAUGAAAUUCGUACACGCCUGUCAGAGCUGAAAUUAGGGAACUCCUCUUCAUCUCAGAUAGAAGAGUUGUUGAUGGAGCUGAAUACCCAAGAAAAAAAGAACAAGUUGACUUUAAAUGCACUGAGGGAACAGGUGGAACUUCUGCAGGUAGCAACAGGGAACAGAAGCAAUCUGGAUUCUGCCACCAAUAGAAAGACAGAUGGCACUGUAAAUAAAAUGGACGAGAAUGCCAUCUUCAAGUCUAUGGUGUUUCCAGCAGCUAUUGGGCCCCUCUCUUCUGAGAUACAGAUGCUGUACCUGACUUACUUGCAGAGUGGAGGCAGUGACCAUCACAUUGUCCGUCAGAUGUAUGAACUGCAGCUGGAGGCCACAGCACUGGAAAAAAAUAGCACAAAGCCUAAACAAAGGGGUAGAAAGAAAAAAUAUGAAGAUGAUCUCAACUCAAAGACUUUGGACGCAGAACUCUUGUCAGUUGAGUUAGAGAAUCAACGUCUGGAAGAUGAGAUAUUGAAAAUGAAAAUUCUGAAGGACAGAAGGAGAAUGGAAAAUGGUUCUUUGGACUUAGAGCUGGACAACUUGCAACAAGUACAUAUGGCAGAAAUGGCUCAGCUACAUGCUGAGAUUGGUAGGCUGAGACACAAUAUUGAAAGGAGGAAAGUUCAGUGGCCUAGAAGACGAUCGCCACCCCUUCUUCCACCUCCUAUAGCACCACCUCUGCCACCUCCUCCUCCUCACCUUGGACUUCCUGAUCCCACCAUUCUGGCUAGAACUAUGGACCCCAUGAGAUCAUCUGCUACAGGAAUAAACCAGUACUUUCUGGAUCCCUCUGACACACUAGGACCAGCUCCAUAUGAUCCAGUAUCUGGUUUUGUAGUAUUCUAUGAUUUUCUUUUGGGGUUGGAUCCUAUGUUCUACCAUGUUCGCCUGGUCUCUGGUUUAUAUCGUAAUUGCCAGCAACUAGGGAAGUCCACACCUCUUCCUAUUGUCUCCUCUGAUAUGGGCCACUCUCCACAGUCUCUGAUGGACAGGCAAAGAGCAUGCUGUGCCAUCUUAGCAGCUAGACAGCCAGUCCCAAGAAUCCUACCUUCAACCUCCAUCAGCCUUGUAGCUGAGCUUCAGGCCUCUGGAGGUUUUGAUGUUUAUGGGCAGGAAAUCCAGAAUUUGUCCCCCAGAGGAUGGGCUAAAAUCAACAUUUUUGACCACCUGCACCAAGUGAUGAGUGGGCAUUGGAAAGUUCCUAUACGCGUGCUUCCUGUAAAGCCAGGUCUUACUGAAGAACAGUUGAAUGGUGUGCCUCAGGUUGGCAAAGCUGAGCUUUAUUUGCGGCUGGUGAAUGCAAGAGAUGCUGAUAUGCAAUCAAUGGCUGAUAUCCAGCCUGGCAGAGCUUCCUUAUAUAAAUAUCCUCCUACAGCGUCCAGUUCCACAGUGCCUCCCAUUGAUUUCUCUCCAACCCAGCAUUCUUUCCAUCCUGCUCCCACCAGCCUGUCCUUUUCUGCUUCUCCUUACACUGGUUUAGUUGACCCUCCUCCUAAUCAGGAACAGUCUGUCCAGCUUAAAUCUAAUGAAAGGUGAAAAAGGAGGAUUAACCCUUUUCUCCCUCCAAAAUUGUCUUUCCUUUCAACUUUAAAACAAAUCAGUAUAGAAACAUAGCUCCCUGACCCGUCUAUGGUUUAUUUAAAAAGCUGGUUAUAUAUAAAUUUUAAAAAUUAUUUCUAGUAAGACAUAUAUUUCACUUUGUAUUCAGCAGUUUGGCAACUAGUCAGUACACACCAAAAGUAAAUAAGCAUUAUUGACAUUUCAAAUCUUAAUGGCACGCCCAUUUCUUUGAGCUAAAAAUCAGGCAGUCUGGUAGUAUUUUUUUCAGAUUAACAAAAGGGCAUCAGUAUUUUUUUUUUCAGAUUAACAAAAGGGCAUCAGCCUCUAUGUGCCCCAGAGGCAUGUAUAACUUGAUGGAGGAUUUAAAUAGAGAUGUGAUGGAGAAGACAAGGUGAUGAUGCAAAUUGGGUGCUACACAUAUUACAAGCACCUUUCAAUUCAGUACUGUGCUAACAAACUACAUUGUUAAGAUCCUUCACCUCACUUUUUAUAUCUAACUAUCAAGCACUAAAUCCCAUCAAAUUAUGCGAAGCUCAGAAAAAUAGGCUGUAAUUAGCCCUGCUUUUUGAAGAGAUAAUUGCUGUAUAAAAUAUUUUAAAUUGUUAAGCAAAAUGUAUUAUUUUUUUUAAAAACGUCUCUCUAAUGUACUAGUGGAAAUUUAUUUAUUUAUUUGACUUAUCUGCUAACCGUCUCGUAUAAAGGCAACUCUGGGCAUCUUACAAACAAAUGUAAAUAAAUAAUCUCCUUAUCAAACAAUUGUUAUUGGAAAACUUGCCAUUUAAUAUCCAUAGCUAUGGUUAUGAUCAGUGACCAGUGCUAUAAAUUGUCCGACUGAAAAAAACACCAGUGACAUACAAACAAAAAAUAUAUAGCUGAUAAUUUAAAUAGAAGUUUCUAAUGUUAGCUCGUUUUAGAUUACUCUGAGUUUAGCUUGUUUGUUCUUUGCGAUUUACUCUUUAUUAUUGCUUUGGGGUUUGUUUUGCUAUGCCCAAUAGUUUUCCAAAUAAAUGCAGUGAUUAAUUGA